Messenger RNA from Cornus florida, 582 nucleotides. RefSeq lists its product as uncharacterized. Bases 1 to 582 code for a protein of 193 amino acids. The record is from RefSeq and is a predicted model, not a curated record. The transcript has a single exon. NCBI's taxonomy places the organism in Eukaryota, Viridiplantae, Streptophyta, Magnoliopsida, Cornales, Cornaceae.
AUGAAGUUUCUUAACAGGCAGUUGGCGACUUUACCAUGGACUCACUUAGCUUGGGGGAAACCAUUAAUUCCUAAGCAUGCGUUUACACUGUGGAUUGCUAUCAAGCAAAAACUUUCAACCCUGGACAGAAAAUGUACUUCACACAUUGACUCGGUCACAUGUGUCCUCUGUAACAAUGCUCUGGAAUCUCAUGACCACCUUUUUUACAUGUGUCCAUUUGUUAAGCCUUUGUGGACAUUUAUACAAAUACCUUGUGGGUUCUAUAUCCAACCGACAAAUUGGGCAAGUUUGAUCUCAUGGGCGGCUUACCAUUGGAGAGGGGAAGGUUCUUCUCACAGUAGCUCAUUCUCGAGAUUGGCAUUGGCUUCCUUGGUCUACAAUGUUUGGGCAGAGCAUAAUCGGAGGAUCUUCACGGGGAGAAAAUUGACUCAGAACUCACUCCUUCAUCUCACAUUGGACUCGGUAAGAGCUAAACUCCUAUCUACCUCCAUCAAGGACUCUACCACUAGAAGACAGAUUGUUGAAGAAUGGAAUCUGCCGAGCUCUGUUUUGCGUCAGCCGGCGAAGCCGCCGGACAUCUAA